AUGGAAUCACGGAAGGGAAGCACAAGUAGUGAUUUGAAGGGCGAGACAAAGAAGAGUGAAACGAAAAAAUGUUUUACAAAACAGGGGAUUCCUUCCGUAGGGAGUAACCACAAAAUGAGAAAAAAUUCCAACGGUGAAGAAAGCAAAAAAGGGAAAGACUUCCCAGAGAAGGAAAAUAAGAAUUGCAGCAAAAGUGAGAAAGUGGAAAAGGGGGCAAUGGAAAAAGAGACAAACGAUGUUGAUAGCAAUUUAAGUUAUAAAAAAUUAAGAAAGAAAUUAAAUAAUUUAAAUUAUAAGGGGUCAUUAUGCCUGUCCUGCACACCAUUAGUGCAAAUAAUUUUUGAUGAUUUGAUACAGGCCAUUCAGAAUUUCCAAAAGUUGUCUGAUAAGUAUGAAGACUCGCAGAGGAGAUACAAAGAGUUGGUAAAAGAAAAGAGAAAGAACAACUCUCAAAUGGAGUUAAAAGAAGGAGGGGAUGGAGAAAUUGGAAACAGUUUGUUCCUGAGUGGGGAGUAUCGAGAAGGGGACGACAGACCUAAUCAGGUAGAGGCUGGAGUUGUCCCUGAUGAGUCAAACAGAACAGCUCAGAAUGAGCAUAGCCUAUCCGGAGCAUCGAAACAGUACGAGCACAAGAUUUCAGAAUUGUGCAAACAAGUGGAGGAAGAAUGCAAGUUGAAGGAAACCUAUAUGAAGGAAAAUAAAAAGUUAAAAUUCACCUUGGAGAUGCUACAAAAUGAGAAGAAAGACAAAUUGGAUGAAUCCACGGAGAACAUAUCUGCUGAUGAUUUCUCAUCCUUAAAGAACAGAACUAAAUCUUUUGACGAUUUUGAAAUUGACAAAAUUAAGAAAAAGGAAAAGAAGUUGUGCCAAAUGGGAAGCAGCCUAAUCAAUGAACACACCAUAUCGUUAGGAAAGGAAUUAUCCUACUACAAGAAUUUAUGUAAAGAGUUCAAAGUGGAGAUAGAUCGGAUAAGGAAGGAAAGUGAUGGGGAGCAUCCCACCCAGGGAGAAAACAAAAAGGGUUGGACAGAUGAAAAUGCCAUUCAGGGAGAACUCUUAGUGGAAGAGAAGAAUACAGAAAUAAAAUACCUGAAGGAAAGACUAAGUGAGUACGAAAUGGAAAUCAGAAAAUUAAACGAACUGAGGAUGAUGAACGAUAUUAAGGAGAAGAAGGAGUUCAGCGACGAGGAGUCGGCAUGUGAAAGCACUUCAAGUGAAUUUCUCAACGGGGAGCACACGAUGUGUAACUUCGAUCCGGAUGAGGAUACCUUAAGUGGGGAUAUGCAAACGAAAAAUGGAAGCUCUGUGAGGAAGGACAGCAAUUUAAGCAAAAUCGUAAAAUCAAGGAACAGAGAAAUUUAUCAUCUGAAAAAUAGGGUAAAAUUGUUGGAGACAGAACUUCAGAUGAAGAACGAAGAGGAGAAGAAGUAUGAGAAGCUCCAUCGGGUGGGUGAUAACAGAGCUGGAGAGCUUUUAAAUGAUAACCCCUCCAAUGGAAUGGAUAUAAAGGGAUCAGGUAGCUACGGAGUGGAGGAGGAAGAGAUGAGGAAGCGCAGAGAACUUGAAAGAGAACUGCAGGAAUUGCAAUCCGUUCUGGAAGGAGUGAAAGCAGAACUGAAGGAAGAAAAAAAAAGAAGCGAUAAGUAUGAAAAGAAAUACAAUGAAGAAAGAUGUGAAAUUGGCAUUUUGAAGGAUGAACUGAAAAAUUUAGAAAAACAAAUUAAAGUGAAGGAAAGUGAAUUUAAUCUGAACAAGAAUACAAUAAAUAAUCUAAAAUUGGAAUCAGCCGAAUUUAAUAACAUCAUGUCUUUUUCGAACGAAACGAAGAAGCAUCUGACUGAGUAUAUUCACAAUUUAUUAAAUAAGUUGAGUGAAGGAAAUGACAAAAUGGACGAGCUGAAGGAUGGAAAUAUACUACAUAAGCAGAAAAUAGAAGUGUAUAAAAAUGAAAUUAAAAAGUUAAAAGAGGAUUUAAUAGAUUCCAGCAAUCAGGUAGACGAAUUCGCAUCCCUCUUGGAUAAGAAGGAUGAAGUUAUCCAAGGUUUUAAGGAAAAGUUAGAAAAUGUAAACAAGCAGUAUGGAGAUUUGACUAUACAAUACAAUGAAGUAUUAAAGGAAAAUAAAAACUUACAGAUAACGAAUUCAUCCCAUAGUGCGAAUAGCACCUUAAUCAUUCAGCAACUGCAGCAGGAAAUUCACAUGCUAAAUGUAACAAAUAGUCACUUGAAAAAAAUAGAGGAUGAUUACAAAAUUAUUUUACAGGAAAAAACGAUCAUAGAAGACGCAGCUAUAAAGAUCCAGUCUGAAUUGAAAAAGUCGGUUGAUAAAAUUAAAAACUUAGAAACGUACAUACAUACGUUGUCAGUGGAAAUAGCUAAUUUGAAGACACAAAGGGAUGAUUCACUAGAUGCACUGACCAAAGUAGCCAUCGACAAAACGCAAUACGAAAAUGAAGUCAUCCAAAGUAAGAGCAUAAUACACGAUUUGAGGAAACAACUUAGCGAGUACAAAAGCAAUGUCAAACAUGUGGAAAAUAACAUUUGCGAAAUAAAUAAAAUGCAUAUAGAAAAGGAGGAACAAGAAAUUAUGUUAAAAAAUGAAAUAAAAUCUUUGAGGGAAAAUUUAAACGAAAAAACUAUCAAGUUGGAAUUGCUGCAAGAGAAGGAAAGCAAAUUCGAACAGAACACCAUGGCGUAUAAUGAAUUCCACAUGGAAGCGCAGAAGAAAUAUAACUCCUAUGAGAAAAUGAUUCAAAAAUUGAAGAAAGAAAUCGACGAGCUGACUAUAAACAACAAUGAUAAUAUUAUAAUUAUCGAAAAAUUGAAAAGUGAGCUCGAUACUCAGCAGAGGAAUAAUGUGUGUGAUUUUUCGAAGACAUUUUUUCGUAGCGCAGAGGACUUGGUACGUGCUGGUGGGGUUGAUAUUCCUUCCGGAGAGGAUUGUAAUAUAGACAAGGAAGAAUUCCCCAAUAGGCACUCAGAGAGUGACCCUAUACGGGAAGAACGUAACAAGACAAAGAGCGAUAAACCGAAGGGAGAUUUCUACCAAAUGGACUGCACUAAUAAUGAGCAGUCAAAGGAUGAGAACGAAAUGUAUGACUACGAUGACGACUUCACCAUCUUUAUCAACUCGAAUAAAAACAGUUUUGGCAAAAAAUAUAAAAGUGGCACAGAAGACAGACAAGAAAUAAGAAUAAGGGAAGAUGAGGAAGAUGGAAUUAUAGAUAGCUUGAACGACCUGCUAGAUGAUCAGCGGAUAAAUGGACUCAGUCCAACAAACAAGAUGAUGACGGAUGAUGGAAGCAACGUAGGUGAAAGCAAGGAAAUUGAUCACUACAAUGAGAAGUUUGAUUCUGUGGGAAGGAACGAAAAAUCAGGGAAUAACCAAAGGAUGAACGAAUCGGAAAGUUCUUCCAACAGUAGAAGUUCUAAUAUGGAUUUCCUCUCCUUUAGUAAGAAGGAAAGAAGGAAGAAGAGUGCGACAGGGGGAGGCCCCAACCUGGGCAAUGAUCAGUCGACCGUAACAUUAAAGGGCCUGACAUUGUCAGCUCUAAACAGUGGGAGUAACAAUCAUAACGACGGUGGUAAAAGCGGAAGUUGGAGGAAGAAUUCCCACAUGGGUUGCACAGGAAGUGACCGCGGUAGUAGCACCAACAGAAGCAACAAUCGCAACAACAGCAACGACAGUAACAAUAGCAGUAGCCGCGCCACCGUGCCCAGGGACAAACUGUGCAACAAUCUGGACGACUAUUGCGGAAGUGAAAACUCCUCAUCCUACCUGGGGAAUCACGAUGUUUCCCUCUUUAACAGUUCCAAGAUAAAAGAUAUUUUUAAUUUGAAGUCAAUGAACAAGGGGGUUAAAAAUGGCCACUCAAAGGAUGAGAAGAAAUUUGUCAGGGGUACAUCCCAACUGAAGGAUGCAAAUAAAAAGAACGCAUACGAUAUAAGUGGUAGUAAGAGUAAGAGGGAGAAGAUGACCAGGAAUGAAUCUUACGAAGAUAUCCUGUUCGACUUUAAGCGCGAUUGGUCUGUGAGGGAGGACGAGCCUAGGGGGGAAGUGGUCAGUGGGGGAGGUGCAAGAAAGGGUUUGAAAAAUGGUUCGAAAAAUGGUUCGAAAAGUGGUCCGAAAAGUGGUCAAAAAAAGGAUCCACGAAAUAAACCAUCAAAUGAAUAUCCUGGGAACGACUCGGAAUCCCUUCCAUAUGAUAAGACAUAUCAACAGAAGGAGAAAAUGAAUAAGAUAAAAAAUAGGCAAAAUGGAAAGGAUGAUUAUCGAAGUAAAUAUCCCGCGUACAACACGGACGAGGAUGAUGAGACAGAAAAUUAUGUGGAGAAAGAAGGGAAGGGCCAAGAUGAUAAUUAUGGAAAAAAUCAAUUAAGGAAAUCGAAUUAUGACACAAAAAAUUUAAAAAAUAGCGCAGAUUAUCCUUUGAGGAAGGGGGCAUCAUCGCGAAAAAUUACUACACUGCAAAUGUCCAACAGUAAGAACAAGAUUAAGGAUUAUUCAAGUGGAAGUAAAAAGAAGAAUGAUCUUGUUGAUUAUAAUAUACAAAGGAGUACAGCAAGGGAUAAGAUAAUCAACAGGAUAUCCAAAGACGUUAUUGAUACACGUGGAAAAGCGAAAAAAGAAAGCAGUGGCAAGGAUUACUAUAACGAUGACGAAGGGGAUAAAAGGAGUUACAAUUUUAUUUCUCAAACGAGUUACGAGGCUAAUAGUAACACCAGCAGCAUUCUGCUGGACUCAGUCAGUUCCGACUUUGCGCAGAGUAGCAGUGUAGAACAGUAUAACCAUUCCGUGAAGAAGAAACCAAAUGAAUCAUUGAAUUAUUUAAAUUUCAAAAAAGAAUCAGAUUAUAACAAUAUUUUGUGCAGCUCGAACGAUUCUCAUAUUUUGAGUGGAGCUAAUAAAUUAGGAGGGAAAAUCCCUUAUGGCAAAACAUGGGUGGGAGAAAAACAUGGAAGGGUCGACAAAAUAGACAUGGUAAGGAAAAACAGUAAUAGCAACCCAAAUGAGAAGAAAAACGAGUUGUUAGGUACGGAAGAGGGAGAAAACAAUUCCUACCGCAAUGUAAGCUCCCCCUUUGGAGAAAAAACCAAUAAUAAAAUUGAGAAGGCACACAUGAAAGAGGUAGACAUAGAGGGUAAACCUAGGAAGGAACAAAUGAAUAAUAACCCCCCAAAUAAUCAAGAUCUGUACAAUAAAUAUAUGGGUGUUUUACAAAGUUUAAAAAGCGAAGAAAUGGAUGCAUCUGUAAACACAACUAAUAACGUAACCAUCGACUUAACCAACGACUUUAGCAAAACACAGGAAAAUUCCACCUCUAUUUUGUCUUCCUCCAAAACAUUGCAGAAGGAUAGCGUGUUUAGUAAUUUAUCCAAAUUCAAAUUUAAUGAAGAGCUGCACGAAUAUAAUUGUGACCCCCUAAUGAUUAUCAAACCGAUUGAGGAUUCAAACCGGGAACCGUACUAA
Messenger RNA from Plasmodium knowlesi strain H, 5469 nucleotides. RefSeq names its product conserved Plasmodium protein, unknown function. The coding region runs from base 1 to 5469 and encodes 1822 amino acids. Lineage: Eukaryota; Apicomplexa; Aconoidasida; Haemosporida; Plasmodiidae. The transcript has a single exon. The record is from RefSeq and is a predicted model, not a curated record.